UUCACAAUACUACGAGACAACCAACUCAACCGACUCACACCUAGCAAGCAGGCGAACGAACAAGGAAACCCUCAUCCAUCCAGCUACUAACCAUCAUACCGGGCCAUGCCACUGUCGGAAUAUGCCAGAUCGGAAUAUGAAGAGGAUAGCGAGUUUGUGAUGUCAGACGAGGAAGACGACGCUGGACCAGAACAUCCCUCUGAGCUCGAGCCUCAUCUUCAUCGACAAUCUCCUCCCAUCGACAAACCACGCUUAGAAAUACUCGAUGACUCAAGCAUCAAUCCUAGUCUCAAUUCUGCAAAUCAAGUUCGAUCCCCUCCAAGUAGUAUCCUCAGUAAUGAUGCCGCCAAGUUUAUCAAUCAUGUCGAUCUGGUCAUGAACAAGAUCAAGACAUUGGAAUCUGAUACCCGUUGGCAUAGGGUACUCAAACAUCGGACCGGUGUUCAGGUAUACGCUCAAAAGCACGCUAAGACUAUCGGCAAAGCAAAAACCGUCCCAGUCUUCAAAGGUGUCGGUCUUAUAAAGGGUUAUUCACCUGCAUCGGUCUUUGCUGUGAUCGGCUCAAGCAAACUGUGGGAUGAAUGGUAUGAGGACGGUAACUUGGUCGAGAACCUCAGCGAUCAAGUCAGUCUGACUUACAUGUGCAUGAAAGCCGGCAUCGGAACUCGGACUCGAGAUUUAUCUUUGGUUGAAAAAGUUGAAGCAACAGCUGAGGGUUCGAUUUACUUUUGUGCCUCCUCAGUCGACACACCGCGAGUUCCGAUCGUCCCCGGUAGGAUCCGCGCUCACAUCGAAUUAAAUGGUUGGGUACUUGAGCCCAUCAAACUUCCUGAAUCCACACCUGGGGCAAGUACGACUGCUACCAAAGUGACCUAUUACCUCCAAGUUAAUGUCAAAACGUUUGUAGCUGAGGCAGUCAGUAAGCGCUAUCUGGCCAGACGACCACUUUGUAUCACCAAGAUUGACGCCUAUCUACAAAAGUAUGGCUCGCCCGUCCAACUCGAAGGUAUCAGCGACGUAGAGGCUCAUCCGCGCCAGGGUGGUACUCGGAGGAGCUAUUCUCGAAAUUUCAUGUCCGUCAAGCAGUUAGAAUUCCCAAAGGAAGUCGAAAAUGUUGAUAAUGGGCCGGCUAGUGCCCCUACCUCUCUGAGCUCUCGAGGAAUGCGCUCUCACCUAUCCAGUAUCGGCCCAUUUGGUCAGAAAGCUCGAGCACGAUUAUCAAGUGCGGCUUUAACACCAACCCUCAAGCGGAGUGACCCAAAUAUUCGCAAGGCUGCAAAAUCAUUUCAGCUUGAAAGCCCAACCACAGCCAACCCACUCCCACUCCCAAAACCCACACAACCUCUACUAAUCGAUCAUCUCAAACCAAAUCAAGAAAGCUACAAUUGGAAUUCUAUUUCUCGAGCCCUCGAGUUAUUCAACACAUAUCUGAAAGACUCGACCACAAAUCAACAAGAUUGGAAGACGGUCGAGAAUUCACAUGACUCAGUCAGGUUGUGCUUGAAUUCUCAAAUCUCGCAAGCAGGUCAGAAGGGUAGCAAAGAAGCGUUUUUCCAGUUGCCCGUAGUAAAGAGUGAAACUAUCCUAGAUAAUGCUCAACACCCAAGCCCAAUCACUCCCGAGCAAGUAUCAAUGACGAUCCUCAGUAACCUGGCACAACAGACAUGGGAUCAAAACUUCCACGGAUACUCCAAGCUGGGAGCUCAAUCCCAUCAACAUCGGUUGCUUUUGAAUACAGAUAACGGCUUCGAUCAAGGAACUUAUCUUAGUACUAUGAGAGCCGUUUAUCCUCAUCUUCGAGAUGAAUCGAUGUUCUGUUUUGAUCAAGCUGUAUUCCGACAAGCUGCAGAGCACCAGGCAAAGCGCUCGAGGAUUGUGAUCAUUCAUCAUUCGAUCGAAGACGAGGAAGGGUAUUUGAAACGACUGGAAGAGAAUAAAGAUCUGCUGACCGAUCAUCCUGGAGUCAACUCCCUCCUGCGAGAAAAGGUUGAGCAGAGAUUAUUGAGCAGGAUCGAUGUAUCAGGAUGGGUGAUUGAGAGCGGACCAUCAUCCGACCAAAUUCGAAUCACACAUCUGACGGCACUGUCGUUAAAUCUCAAGAACCAGCGACCUGCGACCACAAGCCAGACAGCGGCACUCCCGGACUUCUUACCGCGACUGGUCACUUCUAAUAUUGCUAGUCGACCGCAACAGGUCCGCGAGUUUAUUCGGGAGCAUGGUUUCUCACCCGGCUUCGUCCGAUGGAUGAACGGCGACAUUCAGUAUGUUGACGAUCAUUCACUCGAGGAUUCUGAUCAGAUGUCACCUGGCAUCAAGAUUGGCCAGGUGGAAUGGAGAUUCAAGAAGAAAACACCCCUGCCCAGUGCCCAGACUGCUCUUCCUUCACCUUCCAUUAAGGUUGGUCCAGGCGCCAAUCAGACCUGUUGGUUUCAAUGGAGUGAGCAGAUGUAUCCACAUGGGAUCGAUUUAACCCUUGAGCCAACAGAUGUAGCCGAAGUGCGACUAGUUGCAGAAAUGAAGAAUACGCUGCAAUUUGAUUGGAAGGCUGAUUCGCAGAGCUUGACUGAUAGCGGAAUGAUGAUCAAGCUGCGAGCGAAACGGAUCCAUUCGAUCGACUCCUCCACGCCCGAUCGAGUGCUCUUGAACGGCUCGAGAUCGCUCGCUACUGUCCAUGUGAAACUCGACCCGUCGAGAUCCAAAGUAAAGAAAGUGGUCGAAGGCCAUCCCGGGCUCGAGAAAGACUCGACGAAGAAAGUCAAUGGGGAUCCCUCUCGAGGCCGCUCGUCUGCUUCUUCUCCACAAACUUCAUCCAUCCCCGGCCCCUCUUCGCCCCCGAACAAUCCGGUCAAUUCUUCUCCCAGAGAUGUUGCUGGCUCCCUUGCCUCUCAAAAGGGCUCCAAGAAAGUCGCGCAACUUCCCCAACAGCAGCAACUCGUCGUCGAUCCUAACGUCGCUAUCAUCAUCAAUGAGCAUAUCUACUUCACUAGAUCUCAGGUCUUCUUCUUCAUUCUUUGCUUGGGAUGCGCUUAUGUUUAUGGUCGCUUCGGUUGAUCUUCUUCCUCCCCCCUCCCCUUCGCUCUCAUCUUUCUUUUGACUCCAUUUUUUUGCUUUUUUUUUGCUUUUCCUUUUUUUUUUCAUCAUUCUUUGUCUCCCUUUUUUGCAGUUUACAUUUUGCUCAGCAGAUUCUUUUCCUUCUUCUAUUUAUCUUCAUUCUCAUUCUCAUCAUCUUCAUCAUCAUUGUUUAUUUAUAGAAAACAUUUCCUAUCAAUCUUUACAUUAUCUCUCUCUCUUCCCAUCUCUCUAUCUACUCUUGCUCCUCCAUUUUUUUAACAAAAAAAAUAUUCUCAUUUGUAUAUACAUGUUGGUUUAUCUUAGACAGUCUUCAUUUAUUUGGUCAUAGGUUUUGAUAGACAACUAAGUGUGUGUGUGUGCUUUUGGUGAAUUAUCAAACAAGGGUGAAGGUUGGUUUUUGGUUUGUGUUUGUUUGUAUGUAUCUUGAUGUGUAUGUUAGAUGCAAAAGAAGAAGAAAAAGAAA
Messenger RNA from Puccinia graminis f. sp. tritici CRL 75-36-700-3, 3535 nucleotides. RefSeq lists its product as uncharacterized. The record is from RefSeq and is a predicted model, not a curated record. The transcript has 6 exons. Bases 106 to 3051 code for a protein of 981 amino acids. Gene Ontology annotation, molecular function: lipid binding. NCBI's taxonomy places the organism in Eukaryota, Fungi, Basidiomycota, Pucciniomycetes, Pucciniales, Pucciniaceae.